UAUCUUUAACUCUAUUUUUAGAUCAUUUAUAAGAUAUUACAUAUGUAGUGGUCAACUUUUCGCCCACAGCUGACCAAAUUAUCAGUAACUUAAGUCGCCCUUUAAUUAAAAGGCUGUUUUUUAUUCUUGUAAAAUGGAUUAUUUCUUUCUUUGUAUACUUUCCUGCUUGGGCAUCGCAACUGGCAAUAUCCGGCAAGUUCUGAUUCCAGGAGGCGGUGGUCCUGUAUCCCCUUACUAUGGUCAACAUUGUGACGUCAUUUGUAACGAAGAAACUCACGCCGCUGCAACAUCAGCUUGUGCAACUAACGGCAUAUUGUACAAAUCAGAAUGUGAGUACAGAAAUGCCCAGUGUAAGGCAAUAAAAGGUGGCGAUCUUCUGAGUAUGGUAAGCUUCGGCGCAUGCGUUACAUUAGAUACACCAUGUGAUGUUGUGAUGCAAGCAAAAUGUAUACCUCAUCAAAUCUCUGCCAUCACUGGGACUAGCGAUGGAUUUGAAGCAAUUUGUGGCUCAAAUAAUAGAACGUAUGAUAGUACAUGUGAAUUCCGUGCAGCUCAGUGUCAACACGAACAAAUAAAGUAUGACCCACUGACUGUAGCACACACUGGCGAAUGUAAAAUUGAUCCAUCAAACUUAGUCAUGGUAAAUUGUUCAAAGUAUAUAAUGUCCAACUCUGAUUUGGCCAUAGAGGGAGGCAACAUGUAUCCACACAUGCAGGGCUGUCCUAAAGAUUAUCGCCCCAUAUGUGCUAUGGACGGCAGAACUUUCUCUAACGAAUGUGGAUUAUGUAAUUACCUUUUGGCAACACACCAUCUUUCAACCAACACAUUUGUUACGUAUGCGCUACACGAGGGGCGUUGCACAUCAGCCGAAAUCUUUGGAUAAUCUAAAUACAUUAUUCAUCUAUUGUUAUGUAUGUUAUGCUAACAAAUAAAUAGUCUCUGUGAAAAA
Messenger RNA from Ruditapes philippinarum (Manila clam), 949 nucleotides. Its product is annotated as ovoinhibitor-like. NCBI's taxonomy places the organism in Eukaryota, Metazoa, Mollusca, Bivalvia, Venerida, Veneridae. The coding region runs from base 134 to 883 and encodes 249 amino acids. The record is from RefSeq and is a predicted model, not a curated record. Gene Ontology annotation, molecular function: protein binding. The transcript is spliced from 6 exons.